This is a messenger RNA of Closterium sp. Yama58-4, 1929 nucleotides long. Lineage: Eukaryota; Viridiplantae; Streptophyta; Zygnematophyceae; Desmidiales; Closteriaceae. The record is from the annotation of a GenBank genome assembly.
AUGUCGGUUACUGUAGACGGGCUCGCGUCGCUCUUCCAUGGAUGUCGGAAGCUAAGGGAACUCCGACUGCUGACCACCAACGGCCUCCCGCAUCUCCCGGCGUCCCUCUCGCUGCUCACAGAUCUCCAAACCCUCCACGUGUGCUUGCAUCGUUGUGAUCGCGAAGUCUCGUUACAAGAGCUCGUUUCGCCGCCCGAGAGCAUCGGCGCGCUGCAGCAGCUGCGGGAAUUGCGGAUCAGCGCGGGAACGAAUUUCCGCGGUCUCGACGAGUGCGUGGGCCUUCUGAGAAACCUCCGCACGCUUAGCAUUAGUAGUGGGCCCUAUUCGGAAAAUGUCGCUGAGCUUCCUGAAGCAAUCGGCGACUUGGCUCUGCUGGAAACCAUGGAAAUCGAUCUGGGUGGGCUAGAGAGCGUCCCGGAAUCUUUCCAACUGCUGACCGGACUGAAAACCCUCUCGCUCCAAUCCAUACGUCUGCAAAUCCUGCCAGGAGAUGUUAUAUCGGCGCUGACUCAGCUACAGCAUCUUUCCAUCAACGGCUGUGAUUCCCUCGAGAUCCUCCCAGAAAGCAUCUGCUUCCUCCCCCUCUCCUCACUCUCCAUCUCCUCCUCCUCCUCCCUGACCUCCCUCCCACACCACAUCGGCGCCUUAUCCCAUCUGGAAACCCUACAGCUCCUCGACCUUCAUAAUGUCUGGGCUUUGCCCGAAAGCCUGGGUAAUUUACCCCGGUUGAAAACACUCGAGCUGGGACUGCCCGCGCUGGAGCAUCUGCCCGAGGGAUUUUGUGUCGGCAGCCUGCCAGCAUGCCUGGAAAAGCUGAGCCUGACGGGGUGCGAGCAGCUUAAGGAGCUUCCUCCCUCUCUGUACACUCUGACUCGCUUAGAAUCACUCCACAUCGAAUCAUGCUCCCUUAUAGAGUCUCUGAAGCCGCUGACCCAACCACCCCUCCCUGAAUGGUGUGAGCGUGAGUCAAAACCGUUCAGGCUGGCUGAAAGGGUGACCACUGGUGCAGUCUGCACUGCUGAAGUUUUUGCCUUGAUGCUGCUGAUCUCCGUACCGCUCCACACCAUGCAAGAGCUCAUAGCACCGUUCUUUGCCGCACACGACAUCCGACUUCCGGUGAUGCUUGUCCCUGCUACCGUGCUCGUUUUUGCUGCCGCAAGAAGCAAAAACACCUUUGCCGUCGUUUGGUCGCUGAUUCUUCUCGUGGUGGUGCUCCUGAUCGCUCUGGUUCCCCGUGCUUGGCUCUAUCCUGCCAUGCUGCUUGCUGCAGCACUGCUGGUGUCCACCUUCCUAUGUGUCUCUGCUUGUAUCUCGGCCUAUCUCUCUGCCUCUGUACCUGCACCAAAUAUCACCGAACAACACCCGGGCCUAAUGUCCCUCACCGAAUUAAAAGUUUCCAACUGCCCGCUCAUCUCUUCCCUCCCAGAAAACUUCUCCUUCCCUGCCCUUCACACGCUCACCCUACACUCCAUGGGCAACCUGAAUGUUCUCCGGGACUUGUCCAACAAGCAACUGCCCAAAUUGCGACAUCUGGAUUUGAAGGGGGUGGGCAGGGUGUCAGACGUGGCAUUUCUUAUUGACUGCUUUCCUGGUGUGCGUGCGAAGAGAAUGAUGCUACUGGUGCAUGCCUUUCCUCUGUUUGUGCUUCUGGUGUGGCUGGAUUUACUGCUGGUGUGUUUGUGCUUUCCUUUGUUCUUGAUAUGGAAGGGCUGUUCAGCGCUGCAGGGUGCAUACAAUCGGUUGGCGGGUCUUGCACGGCAACUUUUGAGACGUCUCAAUUGUCUGCUGCGGCUGGCUUUGUUGUGGAUAUGGAAGGGCUUUACAGUGCUGCAGGGUGUCUGCACGUGGUCGGCUGGCCUUGCACAGCAAGCGUGCAGGUUAGCGUACGGGCGGUAUGUGUGGAGGUGGAAGAAAACAUCCCACUUGUAA